Messenger RNA from Sapajus apella (tufted capuchin), 2898 nucleotides. RefSeq names its product selenoprotein N (gene SELENON). Gene Ontology annotation, cellular component: endoplasmic reticulum membrane. The transcript has 12 exons. Lineage: Eukaryota; Metazoa; Chordata; Mammalia; Primates; Cebidae. The record is from RefSeq and is a predicted model, not a curated record. Gene Ontology annotation, biological process: calcium ion homeostasis; skeletal muscle fiber development. Gene Ontology annotation, molecular function: calcium ion binding.
AGCCGCUGCCAGCCUCCGCCAUGGGCCGGGCCAGGCUGGGCCAACGCGGGCCGCCCGGCCCCGGCCCCGGCCCCGGCCCCGCCGCGCCGCCUCCCGAGCCGCCGCCCCGCCGCCGCACCCGCGCCCUGGCGCUGCUCGGAGCCCUGCUGGCCGCAGCCACCGCCGCCGCCGUCCGGGUCUGCGCCCGCCACGCCGAGGCCCAGGCGGCCGCGCGGCAGGAAUCAGCGCUGAAGACCUUGGGGACAGAUGGCCUUUUUCUCUUUUCCUCCUUGGACACUGACGGGGACAUGUACAUCAGCCCCGAGGAGUUCAAGCCCAUUGCUGAGAAGCUAACAGGGUCAACUCCUGAGGCCAGCUACGAGGAGGAGGAGCUGCCCCCUGACCCUAGCGAGGAGACGCUCACCAUAGAAGCCCGAUUCCAGCCUCUGCUCCCGGAGACCAUGACCAAGAGCAAAGAUGGCUUCCUAGGGGUCUCCCGCCUCACCCUGUCCGGCCUCCGAAACUGGACGACUGCAGCCUCACCGAGGACAGUAUUUGCCGCCCGCCACUUCCAGCCCUUCCUUCCCCCCCCAGGCCAGGAGCUGGGCAAGCCCUGGUGGAUCAUCCCCAGUGAGCUGAGCGUCUUCACUGGCUACCUGUCCAACAACCGCUUCUAUCCGCCGCCGCCCAAGGGCAAGGAGGUCAUCAUCCACCGGCUCCUGAGCAUGUUCCACCCUCGGCCCUUUGUGAAGACCCGCUUUGCCCCUCAGGGAGCAGUGGCCUGCCUGACUGCCGUCAGCGACUUCUACUACACCGUGAUGUUCCGGAUUCACGCCGAGUUCCAGCUCAGUGAGCCGCCCGACUUCCCCUUCUGGUUCUCCCCUGCUCAGUUCACCGGCCACAUCAUCCUCUCCAAAGAUGCCACCCACAUCCGCGACUUCCGGCUCUUCGUGCCCAACCACAGGUCUCUGAAUGUGGACAUGGAGUGGCUUUAUGGGGCCAGUGAAAGCAGCAACAUGGAGGUGGACAUCGGCUACAUACCCCAGAUGGAGCUGGAGGCCACAGGCCCCUCAGUGCCCUCCAUGAUCCUGGAUGAGGAUGGCAGCGUGAUCGACAGCCACCUGCCCUCGGGGGAGCCCCUGCAGUUUGUGUUUGAGGAGAUCAAGUGGCAGCAGGAGCUGAGCUGGGAGGAGGCUGUCCGCCGCCUGGAGGUGGCCAUGUACCCCUUCAAGAAGGUCUCCUACUUGCCGUUCACUGAGGCCUUCGACCGAGCCAAGGCUGAGAACAAGCUGGUGCACUCGAUCCUGCUGUGGGGGGCCCUGGACGACCAGUCCUGCUGAGGUUCGGGGCGGACUCUCCGGGAGACCGUCCUGGAAAGUUCGCCCAUCCUCACCCUGCUCAACGAGAGCUUCAUCAGCACCUGGUCCCUGGUGAAGGAGCUGGAAGAGCUGCAGAGCAACCAGGAGAACCCGGCCCACCAGAAGCUGGCUGGCCUGCACCUGGAGAAGUACAGCUUUCCCGUGGAGAUGAUGGUCUGCCUGCCCAAUGGCACCGUGCCCUUCUCCCAGGUCCACCACAUCAAUGCCAACUACUUCUUGGACAUCACCUCCAUGAAGCCCGAGGAAAUCGAGAGCAAUCUCUUCAGCUUCUCACCCACCUUUGAAGACCCGUCCACGGCCACCUACAUGCAGUUCCUGAAGGAGGGGCUCCGGCGCGGCCUGCCCCUGCUCCAGCCCUAGAGUGCCUGCGGGGCGGAUGGGAUCUGAUGCACAGGCCCCCACUUCCCAGAGCCAGAGUGGCCCUCAGCCCACUGCAAACUGCAGAUGCCGCCCAUGCCCACCCACUUCUAGGCUGCCUUGGGGUACAAGAGCCACUGAGGGUGCCCGUCACAGCCUUGGCUCCAUGGUGGUGGGUAAACAAGGGGUGCCUGGGCUGACUGGGCAGAGGAACCUCUAGCUCUGUCACCCUCUCCCUACCCACUUGGCUCUGGAAGCUGCUUGGGCCCCCCCCAGAUCAGGGCCUGGGGGGACUCCCUGGACCUCUCCCAGCCAGCCGCACAGUCUAGGCCCUUGUGGGGUGAAGAAGAGGAGGGAGGAGCAGGCUAGGAGGACAGGGCCACCAUCCUCUCCGUGCUUCCUUCCCCAAGGACAUAUCCAGAAGCCCCGGGCAGAAGCCAGGCUGCCAAGGUGGCUCUUCUGUUCAUUUAGCGCCUUGGUUACUGUCCAUACCCUGGGCUGCCCUCCUGUGCCUGAUGUCCCCAGCUGGGGUCGGUCUCAGGAGGACAUAGCCUUCUGGAGCCUCUGGGCAGAACCCUCCAUCAGAAGUGGAAACCAGACUGGACCCCCUGCAGCUCCCCCAGCUGUCUGGGGAAGCUUACUGUGAAGAGGCUUCUGCCUUUAGCAAUGGGGUUCACUAAAGGGGUUCCUGAGGCCCAGGGCCAAGGCUCCCCCACCGCCCACCCCAGCACAGGGUCUUCAUGGGACUGCUGGAGCCAGCGCUCCUGCCAUCCCUCCUGCCCCUCAGACCUCGCAUCCACGGAAGCAUAGCCCAGCCAAACAAUAGCCUUCUCCAGAGCCAGCACUGUGCCGGCCACAGGGGUGCCCCAGGCUACCUCUUCUACCACUGGGGUGCCAUGGACUCCCCUUGGCCACUCUUGGGACUUUGGUCCAUGUCCUGAGCCACUGACCAUGGCCAGUUUCUUUUUUUAAUACAUGCGGAAAAGUGUUUUUACACAAACUUUCUCAUGGUUUGUAGAUAUUUUUUUAUAACCCCAGUGCUGAGGAGAAAGGAGGGGCACUGGUGUCCCCGGCAGCAGCCCCAUGAUGGCUGGAUCUGAAAUCCUCGAUGGGUCCAGCUUGAUGUCUUUGCAGCUGCACCUGUGGGAAGAAAUAGUCCUCUCUUCUUUCUCUUCAGCUUUUU